AUGCGGCUGGAGGACUGGCAAACCGAGAAAUCGAGCGAUCUGAGCCAUUUAUGGAUUGCCCCAUACUCCGAUAACGACAAGGCAAGGAACGAUAAAGGCGUGGUGUAUCUCUUGCGCGUGAUGGUGAGCUCGCGCGUCGGGUAUGCGAGGCUGUCGAUCCACGAUAGCGCCGGCCGUCAGCUCGAUGAUGGAAACAUUCCUUGCUGGAGCGCCGGGAGGGUUUGCUAUCCGCAGGUUACCUUUGGCGGGAGAAUCGGGAGGGUUAGCAUGGUGGAGCCUCCUCAUUCUAUCUAA
This is a messenger RNA of Phytomonas sp. Hart1, 294 nucleotides long. The record is from the annotation of a GenBank genome assembly. Lineage: Eukaryota; Euglenozoa; Kinetoplastea; Trypanosomatida; Trypanosomatidae.